This is a messenger RNA of Sorex araneus (European shrew), 6181 nucleotides long. It is a transcript of the gene DDX6, whose product is annotated as DEAD-box helicase 6. Gene Ontology annotation, cellular component: cytoplasmic stress granule; P-body. Gene Ontology annotation, molecular function: RNA helicase activity; mRNA binding; ATP binding. The coding region runs from base 477 to 1928 and encodes 483 amino acids. The record is from RefSeq and is a predicted model, not a curated record. Gene Ontology annotation, biological process: P-body assembly; cytoplasmic stress granule assembly. NCBI's taxonomy places the organism in Eukaryota, Metazoa, Chordata, Mammalia, Eulipotyphla, Soricidae. The transcript has 14 exons.
AGGCUGCCCACCCUGAGGAUGCUUUGAAAACAAGUCUUGUGCGCCUCUGUGAUAUUGUUGAUCAUAUUUUAAACCUGUCAACGCAGGCAACGUAGUUCCUUAAAUGGAAACGAGAUGGUUAAUACCGGGUCUCUUUUAAAGAGGACGAUCAGUUUUUGGGAGACUUUAGAAUAGCUUUGUGUCUGUGAUACUCAGUUUGCUGGCAGAUUGAAGUGAGUGAAUUCAGAUAACUCAACCUUGUUAGAGGGCAUUUUAAAAAAUAAAAAGUUGAUUCGGUGCAUGAGAGCAAGUUACUGCUGCUUACCGUUCAAAGACUCACAGGUGCUUGCCUGCAUUGCAAUAAAGGACUCAUAUAUUGAGCAAGACUUAUAUUUAUCUCUUCGUUUUGGAGAGCCUAAUAAACUGUUAUUACAGUUUCUCUACUGACUUUCAAAAGUUUUGAAGUUUGAAAGAGACAUCUUUACAAUUAAUACAGCAUGAGCACGGCCAGAACAGAGAACCCUGUUAUAAUGGGUCUUUCCAGUCAAAAUGGUCAGCUGAGGGGCCCUGUGAAGCCCAGUGGUGGCCCCGGAGGAGGGGGCACACAGACACAGCAACAGAUGAACCAGCUGAAAAACACCAACACAAUCAAUAAUGGCACUCAGCAGCAAGCCCAGAGUAUGACCACCACUAUUAAACCUGGUGAUGACUGGAAAAAGACUUUAAAACUCCCUCCAAAGGAUCUAAGAAUCAAAACUUCGGAUGUGACCUCCACGAAAGGAAAUGAGUUUGAAGAUUACUGUUUGAAACGGGAGUUACUGAUGGGAAUUUUUGAAAUGGGCUGGGAAAAGCCAUCUCCUAUUCAGGAGGAGAGCAUUCCCAUUGCUUUAUCUGGUAGGGAUAUAUUAGCUAGAGCAAAAAACGGAACAGGCAAGAGCGGUGCCUACCUCAUUCCCUUACUUGAACGGCUAGACCUGAAGAAGGACAAUAUACAAGCAAUGGUGAUUGUUCCCACUAGAGAACUUGCUCUACAGGUCAGUCAAAUUUGCAUCCAGGUCAGCAAGCAUAUGGGAGGGGCCAAAGUCAUGGCAACCACAGGAGGAACCAAUUUACGUGAUGACAUAAUGAGACUUGAUGACACAGUGCAUGUGGUGAUAGCCACACCUGGGAGAAUCCUGGAUCUUAUCAAGAAAGGAGUCGCGAAAGUCGAUCAUGUCCAGAUGAUAGUAUUGGAUGAGGCUGAUAAGUUGCUGUCACAGGAUUUUGUGCAGAUAAUGGAGGAUAUUAUUCUCACGCUACCUAAAAACAGACAGAUUUUAUUAUAUUCUGCUACUUUUCCUCUUAGUGUACAGAAGUUCAUGAAUUCCCAUUUGCAGAAACCCUAUGAGAUUAACCUGAUGGAGGAACUAACAUUGAAGGGAGUAACCCAGUACUAUGCGUAUGUAACUGAGCGCCAGAAAGUACACUGCCUCAACACACUUUUCUCCAGGCUUCAGAUAAACCAAUCGAUCAUAUUCUGUAACUCCUCUCAACGAGUUGAAUUACUAGCCAAGAAGAUUUCUCAACUGGGUUAUUCUUGCUUCUAUAUCCAUGCUAAAAUGAGGCAGGAACAUCGAAAUCGUGUGUUUCAUGAUUUCCGAAAUGGCUUAUGCCGCAAUCUUGUUUGCACUGAUUUGUUUACCCGAGGUAUUGAUAUUCAAGCUGUGAAUGUGGUAAUAAACUUUGACUUCCCAAAGCUGGCAGAGACCUAUCUCCAUCGUAUUGGAAGAUCAGGUCGCUUUGGUCAUCUUGGCUUAGCCAUCAACUUGAUCACAUAUGAUGAUCGCUUCAACCUAAAAAGUAUUGAGGAGCAGCUGGGAACAGAGAUCAAACCUAUCCCGAGCAACAUUGACAAGAGCCUGUAUGUGGCAGAAUACCACAGCGAGCCUGUAGAAGACGAGAAACCUUAACAAGCAUGCUUUGACAAAACUACAGAAGGCUCGUUUGGAUCUGUGACACAUCGUUUUUGGGGGGAAUGCUCUUCUCUUUGUGGGUUUUUCAUCUUCUUUUAUUUUGGAACUAUGAAGACUUAAAAGAGGUCAGACUUUUUUUUUUUUUUCUUUUUAAAGCUAGCGAAGAGAAAGCUAAAAAGAAGGAAUUUACCUUUUUUGUUCCACUUGUUUGCACUGUGUGCUGACUGAAAUUUAGUUGCACUAACUGCUCGUUUUUUAAAAAAUGUUUUCUGGGGAAAGGGGACAAGGAAGGAGAAAGAAGAGAAGGGGAGAAACCCUAAAAAGAGAAGAAUUUUGAUGAACAUACAAGCUUGUCUACAAUUUCAGAAUUCUCCAGCAGCUGACUCUUGAGUGCAUUUCAACUUCUCCCUGGUUACUCAUCCGUUUUUUAAGCCUGAAGAGCUUAUUACUUAUUUGUGCGAAGUGCCUUAUGCUAUGAGACCAUUCAGAAUAUCAUCUUUAGAACACAGCCCAAGAAAUCAACAGUAGUAAUUCUUUCCUUUUUCCUUAUUUUUUUUUUUCUUAACAUUUUCGUCUUUUCAUUUUGGUUUCAAAGUUGAAGUCUCUCUUCCCUUUCUACCUGAUACUCAAGCCCAGGGCUGGAAGAUGAAACGUAUUAGUGAUGUUAAAACACCGUUUUCUUUUUCUUUAUGUGGAGGAGUUGAUAUGCAACCGCAGUUCAUCCGCACUGUAAAUACAUGUAUUUAAAAAAGAAACAAUCCAAGUAAAAAAUUUCUUCUGGGCUGAGUAGAUACCAACAUCAUCGCUCCCAAAGGAAAGAGCCGUCUCAUUGCAGGAGCCAUCUGCCCCGCCUCUGAGCUCUGCAGCAGAACACUAAAGACUGGUUUCCCAGGCGCCUCCGCCGGCAGUCACGGCACUUGAUGUGGGCAUGUCGGAGCUUGACCCUCUUUCCUCUGUGGCAAAGCGCGUCCCAUAGAAAAUUGGGUGUGUACACUUGUAUAAACUUUGUAAAUAAGUUUUUUCUGGGUUCAUAUAUAUAUAAACAUAUAUAUAUUUUUUUUUUGGAUGAAGGUUGCUGGGAUUAAGGGGAUUAGUGUGAUUAUGGGAGCAGCUAAAGAUGAGAGGGGCUCAGUUUUCCGCAACACUAAAUUCUAGUAAGUAUUUUGGCCUCUCGCUCGAGAGUGCUCGCCUUUCUAGGGACCCUGUGUUGGAAAAGGGACCCCACAGCUGGAUUCACUUUUGGCUGCCAUGCUGUCUAACCUUGGAGAGGCCUGCCAGAGAGAGCCAGGAAGCUUCAAAAGCCUGUCAUUCCAGGUGUUACUUGAGAUGCUCUCUCUGACUUUGCUUCUUCCCCCUUUUGAACUUGAGGAGCUUUUCAGACUCAGCAAAAGGGGACAAAGAUGAAUCUGUCUUCCAGUGUGGGGUUCUGCUGAGUGGAGCAGUAUAUGUAUAAAGCAUGGAUUCGCAUUUCAGAAUAUUAGCCAGUAUAAGCUUUGGUAAUGUUAGCAGUUCGGGGGACUAGUUUUUCAUGGAUUGCCUCCUGUGUUGGGUAUGAAUAUUGUCCUCUGCCCACCUUGGUACAUAAGCCUGCAGGAAUGGGCAACCCCUGAGAGCUGUUAACUUUCAUGCUACAGACAGCUGCUUGCCAUCCUUUUGCUUUGUGACAAGAAUAAUCUGUCAUUUUGCAUUGUAAAUUGCUGGCAAAUGCUUUACAGUCAAUAGUGUUGCUUUAAAUUGUGCCCCUCCCAACAUGCUUGAUGUUUGGCCUGAUCUCCAGGCAAAAGGAGUGAGAUGAAUCAAACCAGUGAACUUUUUUUUUUUUAAUGUUUUUAAUUCCCUUUUAAUCCAGUGUACUAGGUCAAUCAGGAGGCAUCUAGAAGGGGAAAAGCAAAAAAUUUAAAAAAAAAGUUGAUUUCCAUAUUCCAUUGUUUUCUUAAAACCCUAAAAUAAUACAAGCCCUGCGCACAUCUUAAUGCUUCAAUUCAUCUGGAUAAAGAAAUCAAUUAUUCAGAGUUGCUGUCUUGACUCUGCCUUCUUCUCAGCAGAACUAUUUGUGACAUACCCCAGAUUCCUCGCGGAUCAAACCCCGAAGAUGCCUCCUGAUCAGACAUAGCCCAACUCCUUAGAACUGGAGCCAGAGCUGCACAGUACAGACCUAAAUAGAACAAGCGCAUGCAUUUGGCGUCCGGGCCACGGAGUUCUGGCCAGCCACUAUUGCUCACUCUACACAAACCCCAAUUAACGAGUAACUAUUUUUCCCAGGAAGAAUGGGGGGAGGGAGUUUAAAAGGGAUCAACUUUUGACCAAAAAAAAAAAUCUAGCCCUUGUACUGAUGCAGCUCUCUUUCUCCCCCACCUCUGGCGAGAUCAGAGGGAUCAUUCACUCGUGAAGGCGUGUAGUGCAGUGGAUCUCGCCGGGGAGGGUGUGGGUGACAUACGUGCAGUCUCCUUCGCCAUCCAGACUGCCUGGUGCCACAUACCAGUGGGUCCCUCCUAAAGCACAGACUUGAACUAAAGUAUUACUGAAGUACAGCCUCUGAUGAGGAGUGGCACUUAAACUACCCGGGACACCACUAUUGGACGGUCUUCUAGAGGCCACUGUCCAGUUCUGGUGCUUGACUGAAUAGAAAUUGUUCAAUGGGAAGAUGCUCUAAGGACCAGGUCCAGGCCUGGUCUUGUCUUUUUUUAUUUUUAUUUUUAUUUUUUUAGAUCCCCUCACAAUAAGACAUUGAUACUAUUGGAAAUUGUUUUCAUGUUCUUCCAUUAUUGGGUGUUCACUUUUAAGCAAUUGCAAUGUUUUUCCAGUAGUUAAUCUGAGUGAAAAUUAUGCUCAUCUAUAGUGUGUAAAGUACGUCCAGUUUGGCCCAUGGCUGUUUGAGGACUUCAUGACUGCUGCAUGCCUGGUGCCUCUGGGCCCGUUUUCCGCCAGUGGAGAAUGCAACUUUCUUGCCUUUUCCUUGGUAGUGAAAUCAAUCAAUUCUAAAAUGAUGAGAGAAGAAACCUAAACAAUUCUAAAUUAUUUUUUCAUCAUCACUAAGGGUUGAGUCCAGCGGGGGGUGGGGGGUGGGAAGGUAAUUGUUUAUCAAUAGUUUUCAGAAUGAGGUGGGAGCAUCUUUCCUCUGCCAUGUGCUGUGUGUUUGAUACCAUCUAGCUUGGCUGUGAACCAAACAGCUCAGCACAAAGCUUUGAAUGUCAAUUGUUGGAAUCAAAACAUCUCAUUCUGAUGACUUAUUUUAUUUUAUUUUUUUUUUAAGUAGGGGUGGGUGGGAGGUUACAGUGCCCCUAAAGGGAUUGGGUGUCUGCAUUAAGGAUUUAGACACACUUUGGAAGCUCAUAACCGCAUUGGAAACUGCCGUUAGCCAUACUCCUUGACCUUACAGAUGAGGAACUAAAGAUGAAAUAAGUUCUUGGGAAUUAAGCCAUGUUAUUUUAAUUUACAACAUUUUUUUUUCCAGCAUUGUGUUUUGUUUUUUUUUUUUUAAGUAUUACUGCGGAAUCAUUUUCUGAAAAAAUACCUGUUAGGCAAAAUUAUUGGCCUCGUGGGAGCUAGUCAGUCAACAUUUUGGUAAAAUUAAGUGGACUUUGGUGAGCUUGCAGUUCUACUUUCUAUUCUUGAACCAUUUAAAAAAAAAAACUUACAAGGAAAAUCUUCACCUUUACAGUCUAAAAAUUCAUCUUUGGGGUUCACUUUAAAUGUCCAAAGUUUAUAUUGGUUCAUGAGGUCAGAAGGAGCUCGCCUGGGCCUAGACUCUGCCCCUCCACAGGUGACAGAUACCAACAGAAGUGCGUUUAAAUUCUCCAGUAGACCAUGCUGGGUAGGGUGAGGGAGGGGACAGGGUCGGGGAAUAAGAUACAGUCUACUGUAUUUUAACCAGUGGUUGUGGGGGUGGGGUACCUGGAGAAAACGAAGUCACUUCCCCUUUUUUUGAAGCAAAACUAAAACUUGAAAAAAAAAAAUUGUUGCUGUUCAGUAAAAAUGGGGGAGAAUUCCAAUGUCCCUAGCCACAAGGGAUCACAGUUCCACUGAGAAGUGAACAGUGGGGACUCAAAAAUCGGAAAACAUUUGGGGAGAGGGAAAAUUGGCUUUCUGUUAAUUGGCUAAUGUUCCAGUGGGGCUCCAUUUUUGUUGGGAUGUGUUAUGUUGUAUGUACGCGUAUAUGGACCAGAGUGCAGAGUUUCUAAGGUUUGGAAAAGAUGGUGAAAAGCUUGGUUUUUGUUAAUUUAUCUCAAUAAAAGCCCACUGGAACUCCA